UUCACUCAAAACCUACAUGAUUUUCCUUUUUCCUCAGAACAUUAGCCUCAGUCACCAUUCAGUCAUGGAACAACAUGUGGAUGCGGGUUCUGUAAAGGGGGCGGAGCUACAGGGCUCAUAUGGAGGUGGUGAGAAAGCGGACAAGUGCGUGCAAAAUCCAACUGGCAACCAUACGCCGGGAUUUUCAAUUGUGGGACUUUCGCAUAUCAUGGAAUUAUACGAGGAAACCCGGCUGGACAAAUUCUGUCACUGACCACAUCUCCAGUGUUUUAUUCCCUCCUUCUGAAGAAGGCACGCUGUAAAGUGGAGCAAAUGUCUGACAAAAUGUCCAGUUUCCUCCAUAUAGGGGACAUCUGCUCCCUGUAUGCGGAGGGGUCCACCAAUGGAUUUAUCAGCACUUUAGGUCUGGUGGACGACCGGUGUGUGGUGCAACCAGAAUCUGGAGAUCUAAACAACCCUCCCAAGAAAUUUCGAGACUGUCUGUUCAAGCUUUGUCCAAUGAAUAGAUACUCAGCGCAGAAACAGUUCUGGAAAGCAGCAAAACCUGGUGGAAACAGCACCACAGAUACAGUACUAUUGAACAAACUGCAUCAUGCUGCAGAUCUAGAGAAGAAACAGAAUGAAUCAGAAAAUCGAAAGCUGCUAGGAACGGUGAUACAGUAUGGAAAUGUUAUUCAGCUGUUGCAUUUGAAAAGCAAUAAGUAUCUCACGGUGAAUAAACGGCUGCCUGCUUUACUGGAGAAAAACGCCAUGCGUGUGACACUGGACUUGGCUGGGAACGAGGGCUCCUGGUUCUACAUUCAGCCCUUCUACAAGCUCCGCUCCAUGGGAGACAGUGUUGUAAUCGGGGAUAAAGUGGUUUUGAAUCCCGUAAACGCCGGACAGCCUCUCCAUGCCAGCAGCCAUCAAUUGGUGGACAAUCCUGGCUGCAAUGAGGUGAACUCUGUGAACUGCAACACUAGCUGGAAGAUUGUUUUGUUUAUGAAAUGGAGUGACAACAAGGAAGCUAUUCUUAAAGGGGGUGAUGUGGUGCGAUUAUUCCACGCUGAGCAGGAGAAGUUUCUCACAGGUGAUGAGCACAGGAAGAAGCAGUAUGUGUUUUUACGUACCACGGGCCGCCAGUCCGCCACCUCUGCUACUAGCAGUAAAGCAUUGUGGGAAGUGGAGGUGGUCCAACAUGAUCCAUGUCGUGGUGGCGCUGGCUACUGGAACAGUCUAUUCAGGUUUAAACACUUGGCCACAGGACACUACCUGGCAGCAGAGGUGAGUGAGGUUAACACUGACUAUGAGGAAGAGUCGCAGGAAUCGCGUUCAUCUGUGGUGGAUUUUUCACUCUUUAACUUUCAGCUGGACUUGGAACAUGAAGCCCUACGAGCACAUCUGCGUACGCCAAACGAGAAGGUCAUGUACACCCUUGUUUCCGUUACUGAUGGCAACGACAUCUCCUCCAUAUUUGAGUUGGACCCGACCACGCUCAGAGGAGGAGACUCGAUGGUACCCAGGAACUCUUAUGUGAGACUGAGGCACCUGUGUACCAAUACAUGGGUCCACAGCACCAACAACCCCAUUGACAAAGAGGAAGAGAAGCCAGUUAUGCUACGGAUUGGUACAUCACCUAUCAAAGAAGAUAAAGAGGCCUUUGCCAUUGUGCCCGUCCCUCCUGCAGAGGUGAGGGACUUAGACUUUGCCAACGAUGCCAGUAAAGUGCUGGCAUCCAUUGCCGGCAAACUGGAGAAGGGCACGAUCACCCAAAAUGAGAGAAGGUUUGUCACUAAGCUUCUAGAAGACCUUGUGUUUUUCGUGGUGGACAUUCCCAACAAUGGACAGGAUGUGUUGGAGAUCAUGGUCAAUAAACCCAACCGUGAACGGCAAAAACUCAUGAGAGAACAAAAUAUCCUAAAGCAAAUCUUCAAGCUGCUUCAGGCUCCGUUCACAGACAGUGGUGACGGCCCCAUGUUACGCCUAGAAGAGCUGGGUGAUCAAAGACAUGCCCCCUUCAGGCACAUCUGCAGGCUAUGUUACCGUGUGCUGCGGCAUUCACAGCAGGACUACAGGAAGAACCAGGAAUACAUCGCAAAGCAGUUCCGCUUCAUGCAGAAACAGAUCGGCUACGACGUGUUGGCCGAGGAUACAAUAACAGCCCUCCUCCACAACAACCGCAAGCUUUUGGAGAAACACAUAACAGCGGCAGAAAUCGACACAUUUGUCAGCCUUGUGAGGAAAAACCGUGAGCCAAGGUUUCUAGACUACCUAUCGGAUCUGUGUGUGUCCAUGAACAAGUCCAUUCCAGUGACCCAGGAGCUCAUCUGUAAUGCAGUCCUGAACCCUGCCAAUGUGGACAUCCUUAUAGAGACCAAGCUGGUGCUGUCUCGGUUUGAGGUGGAGUCAGGAGAAGGUCCCGUGGAGGCGGAAGAGGAUGAAGAGGAGGUGUGGUUGUUUUGGAAGGACAAUAAUAAAGAGAUUAGGAGUAAGAGCAUCAGGGAGCUGGCACAGGACGCCAAAGAGGGCCAGAAAGAUGACCAGGAAGUCAUUAGCUACUACAGAUACCAGCUGAACCUUUUUGCGCGGAUGUGUUUGGACCGUCAGUAUUUGGCCAUUGAGAAGAUCUCCAGCGAGCUGGAUGUGGAUUUGAUCCUGCGCUGCAUGUCUGAUGAAGAUCUUCCCUAUGACCUGCGUGCCUCAUUCUGCCGGCUGAUGCUACACAUGCAUGUGGACCGUGACCCUCAGGAACAGGUCAUGCCUGUGAAAUAUGCCAGGCUGUGGUCCGAGAUACCCUCCAAAAUUGCCAUUGAUGAUUAUGAUAAUGAUGGAACCAGCAGAGAUGAGAUAAAGGAACGUUUUGCGCUCACUAUGGAUUUUGUGGAGAACUACCUCAGGGACGUCGUGUGUCAAAAUGUUCCUUUCUCCGAUAAAGAAAAAAACAAACUCACUUUUGAGGUUGUGAAUUUAGCUAGAAACCUUAUUUACUUCGGCUUUUACAACUUCAGUGACCUGUUGCGUUUGACGAAGAUCCUGUUGGCAAUAUUAGACUGUGCUCACGUCAGCACCAUCUGUCCCAUCAACAAAAUGGAAAAGGGGGAUGAGUCCAAAAGUAGAAAUGUAAUGAGAUCCAUCCAUGGAGUUGGGGAGCUGAUGACCCAGGUGGUGCUAAGAGGCGGAGGGUUCUUGCCAACAACCCCCACAACCCCCCCAGAUGGUGAUGCGAUCAAGACUCAGACAGAACCAGAAAAGGAAGACAUUCUGGUGAUGGACACCAAGCUGAAGAUCAUAGAGAUCCUACAGUUUAUUCUUAAUGUACGACUGGACUACAGGAUCUCCUGCUUGCUGUGCAUCUUCAAAUGCGAGUUUGAUGAGAGCAACACUCAAACGGCUGCCGUUCCAGCUGCAAAUGCAGACGGGCCUAACAACAUCCCUGCUCUGGAUUUUGAGAACAUUGAAGAGCAAGCAGAAGGAAUCUUUGGUGGAAGUGAGGAGAACACACCACUUGAUCUUGAUGACCAUGGUGGCAGAACCUUUCUGAGGGUUCUCCUGCACCUCACCAUGCACGACUAUCCUCCACUGGUGUCAGGAGCUCUGCAUCUGCUCUUCAGACACUUCAGUCAGAGGCAGGAAGUGCUCAUGACUUUCAAACAGGUCCAGCUUCUGGUGACCAGUCAGGAUGUGGACAACUACAAGCAGAUCAAAUCAGACCUUGAUCAGCUAAGAUCAAAUGUGGAAAAGUCAGAGCUCUGGGUGUAUAAGAGACAGGGUGAUGAAGGCAUGGACGCAGGGGAAGGACUUCCUGCAGAGUCCGACCACAAAAAGAAGAAGGACUCCGACAAAAAAAAGGCAGACGGAAAUGGAAGUGACAAUUAUAGAGACGUGAAGGAGAUUCUCCUGCGUCUCAGUAAACUGUGUGUACAAGAAGGACCGUCUGGGAAGAAAAGUAAGAAACAGCAGCAGAGGUUGCUGAGGAACAUGGGAGCUCAAUCAGUAGUGCUUGAGCUGCUGCAAAUCCCUUAUGAGAAGGGUGAAGAUGUACGAAUGGAAGAGAUCAUGAAAUUGGCACAUGAGUUUCUUCAGAACUUCUGUGCAGGCAAUCAGCAGAACCAGGCCCUGCUCCACAAACACAUCAACCUGUUUCUGAACCCUGGGAUCCUGGAGGCCCUAACCAUGCAGCACAUAUUCAUGAAUAACUUUCAGCUGUGCUCUGAAAUGAAUGAGCGUGUAGUACAGCACUUUGUCCACUGCAUAGAGACCCAUGGCAGACACGUGCAGUACCUGAAGUUCCUACAGACAAUAGUCAAAGCUGAGAGCAAAUUUAUCAAGAAAUGCCAAGAUAUGUUGAUGGCCGAGUUGGUGAACUCUGGGGAAGAUGUGUUGGUCUUUUAUAAUGACCGCGCCUCCUUCCAGACUCUGAUCCAGAUGAUGCGGUCGGAGCGUGACCGGAUGGAUGAGAACAGCCAUCUUAUGUACCACAUCCACCUGGUGGAGCUGCUGGCUGUCUGCACUGAGGGUAAAAAUGUCUACACUGAGAUCAAGUGCAACUCUCUGCUGCCCCUGGAUGAUAUUGUCCGUGUGGUAACGCAUCAAGACUGCAUCCCUGAGGUGAAAAUCGCAUACAUCAACUUCUUAAACCACUGCUACGUGGACACUGAGGUUGAAAUGAAGGAGAUCUACACCAGCAAUCACAUGUGGAAGCUUUUUGAGAACUUCCUGGUCGAUAUCUGCAGGGUCUGCAACAAUACAAGCGAUCGCAAACAUGCUGACACAACGUUAGAACGCUAUGUGACCGAAACCGUGAUGAGUAUUGUGACGACAUUUUUCAGCUCCCCUUUCUCCGACCAGAGCACUAGUUUACAGACCCGGCAACCUGUGUUUGUUCAACUUCUUCAGGGGGUUUUUAGAGUUUAUCACUGUAACUGGCUCGUCCCUGCUCAGAAAGCCUCAGUAGAGAGCUGUAUAAAGGUUUUGUCUGAUGUGGCUAAGAGCAGAGCGAUCGCCAUCCCUGUAGAUCUGGACAGCCAGGUAAACAACCUGUUUGUGAAGUCCAAGAGUGUAGUACAGAAGACCAUCGUCAAUUGGAGGAUUUCGGCUCGCAACACCUCCAGAAGAGAUUCAACGCUUACAACAUCAAAAGAUUACAGGAACAUUAUUGAAAGGCUGCAGGACAUUGUAUCUGCUCUGGAGGAUCGUCUACGGCCUCUGGUUCAAGCUGAGCUCUCAGUGUUGGUGGAUGUACUGCAUCGCCCAGAGCUACUGUUCCCAGAGAACACAGAUGCCCGGAGGAAAUGUGAGAGCGGAGGCUUCAUCUCAAAAUUAAUAAAGCACACCAAACAGCUUUUAGAGGAAAAUGAAGAGCGUUUGUGUAUAAAGGUUUUGCAGACGCUCAGAGAAAUGAUGACAAAAGACCGUGGCUAUGGGGAAAAGCUGAUUGCCUUUGAUGAUGAGUUGGAUGUGGCUGAGCUUGCACCCCCACCAGAACCAGAGGUCCCAGCAGAGGAGUUUGAUCCAAACCAGCCCCAGAAGCUUCUGGAGGAUCAGAGAAGGGGUGAAGCUUUGAGGCAAAUCCUGGUGAACCGUUACUAUGGCAACUUUAAGCCGGGAGGUAGGCGAGACAGUUUGACCAAUUUCAGCAAUGGACCACUCAUCUCCGUGGGACAGACCAAGGCUCCGACAGGGGGUGGUGGGGGUUCGGGGGGCAAUCGCAGGGAGAUGAGCCUGGCAGAGGUGCAGUGUCACUUGGAUAGGGAGGGUGCAUCUGACCUGGUCAUCGACCUCAUCAUAAAUGCCACAAGUGACCGAAUCUUCCAGGAAAGCAUCCUAUUGGCCAUUGCUCUGCUUGAGGGAGGAAACCCUGUCAUACAGCGGUCAUUUUUCUGCCGUCUGACAGGUGACAAUAAGUCAGAGAAGUUUUUUAAAGUGUUUUACGAGCGGAUGAAGCUCGCCCAACAAGAGAUCAAGGCGACUGUGACAGUGAACACGAGUGAUCUUGGCAGCAAACGCAAAGACGAGGACGCCAACGAUAAGGACACCCAAACGCGCAAGAAAGUGAAGGAUGUUGCUGGAGUAACAGAAGAAGUGCGGGAGCAGCUUCUGGAAGCCUCUACGGCCACCAAGAAGGCCUUCACUGCGUAUCGACGGGAGGCGGAUACGGAUGAACAUCUGAAUGUGGCGGAGGGGCAGGCCAGCAUGGGUGAAAAGAACCAGGACGACGACGAGAUGAGCGUGAUCAUCACGAUUAUGCAGCCAAUCCUGCGCCUCAUGCAGCUGCUGUGCGAGAACCACAACCAAGAACUGCAGAAAUUCCUUCGCUGUCAAAACAACAAAAACAAUUACAACCUGGUGUGUGAGACACUGCAGUUCCUGGAUUGUAUAUGUGGCAGCACUACAGGGGGUCUGGGCUUGCUGGGACUUUAUAUUAAUGAGAAGAAUGUUGCUCUGAUUAACCAGACUGUGGAGAGCCUGACCGAGUACUGCCAGGGCCCUUGCCAUGAGAACCAGAACUGUAUUGCCACACAUGAAUGUAACGGCAUCGACAUCAUCAUCGCCCUCAUCCUGAAUGACAUCAACCCUCUUGGCAAGAAGCGGAUGGAUCUUGUCCUGGAGCUCAAGAAUAAUGCUUCAAAACUGCUGCUGGCCAUCAUGGAAAGCCGCCAUGACAGUGAGAAUGCAGAGAGGAUCCUGUAUAACAUGAGGCCUAAAGAACUGGUGGAGGUGAUCAAGAAAGCCUACAUGCAGGGAGAGAUUGAGGUGGAGCACAACGAUGAUGAAGAACACGACGAGGAAGAGCAUGCUGCCUCUCCUCGUAAUGUGGGUCACAACAUCUACAUCCUGGCCCAUCAGCUAGCCAGACAUAACAAAGAACUCCAAGCCAUGCUGAAGCCCGGAGGCAUGUACGGGGAGGGUGAUGAAGCUUUGGAGUUCUAUGCCAAACACACGGCUCAAAUCGAGAUUGUUCGUCUAGAUCGAACAAUGGAGCAGAUCGUGUUUCCCGUCCCCAACAUAUGCGAGUUCCUAACCCAGGAGUCCAAGCUACGUGUUUAUUACACUACAGAGCGCGAUGAACAGGGCAGCAAGAUCAACGACUUCUUCCUGCGCUCUGAAGACCUCUUCAACGAGAUGAACUGGCAGAAGAAGCUGCGAGCUCAGCCCAUCCUGUACUGGUGUUCCCGUAACAUGUCUUUCUGGAGCAGCAUCUCCUUCAAUCUGGCCGUCCUCAUGAACCUGUUGGUUGCGUUCUUCUAUCCUCUGGAAGGAGUGCGUGGAGGCACCCUGGAGCCACACCUAUCUGCACUGCUGUGGACAGCCAUGUUGGUGUCUUUGGCCAUCGUUAUAGUGCUGCCACAGCCUCACGGAAUUCGGGCGCUCAUCGCCUCUACUAUACUGCGCCUCAUCUUUUCGGUGGGCCUGGAGCCCACCCUGUUCCUGCUCGGGGCCUUCAAUGUGUGCAAUAAAGUGAUAUUUCUAAUGAGUUUUGUUGGAAAUCGCGGUACCUUCACUCGAGGCUAUAAGGCCAUGAUCAUGGAUGUGGAGUUCCUAUAUCAUCUCCUGUACCUCAUUAUAUGCAGCCUUGGAGUCUUCGUCCAUGUUUUCUUCUACAGCCUGCUUCUCUUUGACCUGAUCUAUCGUGAGGAGACUCUACUAAACGUCAUCAAGAGCGUAACCAGAAACGGUCGCUCGAUCGUUCUGACUGCCGUACUGGCUCUCAUCCUGGUCUACCUCUUCUCCAUUGUUGGUUAUAUCAUCUUCAAGGAUGAUUUCAUCCUGACCGUGGACAGGAUAUCCAAUAAAACUCUUGAGCAAUCUGCCAAUAAGAUGGGAGAGUUUCUGGUGGGCGCAAUGUGUAGGAAAGAAGAAAACUGUUCCACUGAGACCAUGAUGGAUGCUGUGGGGGUGCAACCGGCAGCUAUUGUGAUCGAGGAUAAGGAAAGGACAUGCGACUCGCUGCUCAUGUGCAUUGUUACCGUGUUGAGCCAUGGCCUGCGGAGCGGGGGUGGUGUUGGAGAUGUUCUACGGAAACCCUCUAAAGAGGAGCCGCUGUUUGCAGCCCGUGUGAUCUACGACCUUCUCUUCUUCUUCAUGGUCAUUAUCAUUGUCCUCAACCUAAUUUUUGGAGUCAUCAUUGACACCUUUGCUGACCUGAGAAGUGAAAAGCAAAAGAAAGAAGAGGUGCUGAAAACAACCUGCUUUAUUUGUGGUUUGGAGAGGGACAAGUUUGACAACAAAACGGUGACAUUUGAGGAGCACAUUAAAGUGGAGCACAACAUGUGGCAUUACCUUUUCUUCAUCGUGCUGGUGAAAGUCAAAGACUCCACAGAGUUCACAGGGCCAGAGAGUUAUGUGGCCGAAAUGAUCCGGGAUCACAACUUGGACUGGUUUCCGCGGAUGCGGGCCAUGUCGUUGGUUAGCAGCGAUGCUGAGGGUGAACAGAAUGAGAUCAGAAACCUGCAGGAAAAACUUGAAUCCACCAUGAAGCUUGUCUCCAACCUGUCAGGCCAACUCACUGAACUUAAAGAACAGAUGACGGAGCAAAGGAAGCAGAAACAGAGGAUUGGGCUUUUGGGACACCCCCAACACAUGAACAUCAACCCCCAGUAACCCGCCUGAACCCCAUUACACUGGCAUAGUGUCCAACAGCCAUCUUCUUGAGACAUUCCAUCAGCCUUUCUGUGUUUUUGAAUGUACAAGUGUAAAUGAAUGUGUGCGUCAAAGCAUUACAGAUACGUGGUCACCACUACUUGCUGUGUAUACUGAAAAAAAAAAUUCUUGGCCACCAGGGAAGUAUAAAAGACACUCACCCCCUUCUUCACAAUCCAUUUGAGUGCCAAAUGUUUCUAUGUGCUACAGAGGAAGUCACUUUGCAUCAUUUGGCCUGCACUGGGUGAAAAUGACUUGCAGAGCUACACUAGACACUGCACAACUGUGAACGUGUGGUGCAACCUGUAGAUGCUGCUUGGACGCGUGUCAAGAUGCAUAUUUUUUGUAUUGACCCAUAGCAGUAUAACAGUCAGUAUUUGAUGUCUUAUUUUUGUAUUUUGUGCAAUAUUAAUACUUCAAUAUGCAAUGACACUGUAAAUUGUGUCUUAAAGGGAAGGUGCGGUAAUUAUUCAUUCCUUAUGCUUUAUAAUUGUAAUAAAAUACAUUUGCGGCCAGGUUCUUGUGGGAGUUCUGUUUGUGAAGUCAAGUUUGAAGUGACAUCAAAUACAGCCUUUUCUUUUCUAAUUUAAUUUAUUAGCGUAUACUGCCACAUUAGAGUACUUUAACAUUCUCAGAUAAGUCAUUUUCAGGAGCUCAUUAUUUUCUUUUUCUAUUUUUUUUAUUUUUUUUUUAAUGUAUAUACACUUUUGGAUCUAUGAUCUUAGGAGUCAUGUACCGAAUAAUAAUAAAUUAACUUUUAGGCAAGUAAGUUUUGUUAAUAUGGUUUGUCUUAAAAUCUAAUGUAAUUACUGCACUAACAAAUAACUGAACUCAUAUCCUUCCUGUCAUUAUAGAUCCAUGUUUAUUGUGCCUGUUCUAAGUUCCUUUACUUCAAAUAAAUAAAUAUUCAGAUAAAUCCAGAUAAAUAGCAACUCCAGAUAAAUAUUUGCUGGUACAAGCAAUCUUUGUCGAGUUUUUUAGAUUUCCCUGUAAUUUCUUCAAUUUUUCUAGACAAUUUCAUCUUUAAGCUUAGACAGUUUCAAGCAGGUUACUUUCUUGAGACUAUCGAGUGUGUUUUCUUCCUUUUUUCUAGUAAUACAUGUAUAUACUGUAUGUCUGCCGGGUCUUUGCUUUUAAAUAGAUACAUUUUCAUUACAUCCUAAUAAUUAACAGCACUGUUACUAAGAAAUAAAUCUACUACUGAUUUAAUAGAUUAAAGAUAUAUAAUUCAAUGAGAUUGUAAAUUAAUUGGGUGAUAUUUAAUAAAAUCUGUACUUCUUGUUGAAAGGAACAGAAAUUAAAUGUUUUGUUUUAUUUUUGUUAUACCUGGAACAACUGCAUUUGUACUACAACAAAUUAUUGAGCAAAAGUGAAAUUAAUGCCUAAGAUCUGUUAUUCUAUUAAUAAUUGUAUUAAUUAUAAAUACUGUCUGUCAUCCUGUAGAAUAGGCAUAACAGGCAUCCUUACACAUGUUACAACCAAUUGUUUAUUUCAGUCAUUACUUAAAGGGAUAGUUCACCCCAAAAUGAAAAUUCUGUCAUUUGCUGACCCUGAUGUUGUUCCAAAGCCAUGACUUUCAUGACUUGUAACACUUGGUGUUCCCGGUCAAAAAUGACCGGUCUAUAAAAAUUGCU
Molecule: messenger RNA, 10253 nt
Organism: Myxocyprinus asiaticus (Chinese sucker)
Lineage: Eukaryota; Metazoa; Chordata; Actinopteri; Cypriniformes; Catostomidae
Product: inositol 1,4,5-trisphosphate receptor type 1-like
Exons: 63
Coding region: 313-8580 (2755 amino acids)
Biological process (GO): calcium ion transmembrane transport
Cellular component (GO): endoplasmic reticulum; membrane
Molecular function (GO): inositol 1,4,5-trisphosphate-gated calcium channel activity; inositol 1,4,5 trisphosphate binding
Source: RefSeq, a predicted model, not a curated record